This is a messenger RNA of Salmo salar (Atlantic salmon), 1774 nucleotides long. The record is from RefSeq and is a predicted model, not a curated record. Lineage: Eukaryota; Metazoa; Chordata; Actinopteri; Salmoniformes; Salmonidae.
GUUUGAUCUAAAUAUAAGUGUUUAUCCACGUUUUUAAGAUGAAUUUGUAAAUGAUCUGUAGCUUCGUAGAAAAUGGAUAAGAAAAUAAUCUUGCACAGUAUUAUGUAGAAUCAAGUCGCGGUACAGUAAGCUAACACUGGCAAGCAAGCACACCGCCUAGCUAGCUAACGUUAGCUAUACAUUCAGGGAGUGCUUAGUCGACUGGUAUUUUCUUCGUACUAGUUAUUUUGAAUGGCAGCCUUGCAUGUAAAGCUGCUAGAAGGAUGAAAUAAUGCAAUUCCGGCUAUGAACAUGCUUUUUAGUUCCCACUCCAGAAGGAGAGGACAGCCCGUGGAAAGGGAUUGGAGGCAACACCACAACCAGGGGGUAUGGCGAGAAGUGCAAGAGGAGAGGAGGCAGGAGUCCGUCCCCAGGGGUGUCUGCCUGUCUAUGUGCCCUAUCCGCGAGCUGCAGGACAGGGAGGCCCAGAACUUACUGCACCGAUUUGAGGUGUUGUCAGGUACUGAGCGGGAACGCUGGCCCAGGGCUGACCCCUCAGGAGUGGUAAAGGAGUAUGCUAGACCUGCAGCAGGGAAGGACUCCACUCGACCUAGUGACCUGCGACCACCAGCUGUGCUGCUAAAGACGGUGUUCUACCUCGUCGACAACAUCGCUGCCUCCCCCACACUGCGUCCAUGGACCGAGGUGUAUGACUUUGUCUUUGACCGGCUGCGCAGUGUGAGACAGGAUAUGAUCAUCCAGAGGGUGUCUGGCGCUGACUGUGUGGCCGUGCUGGAGAGGACAGUCCGCUUCCUGAUCUACGCCUCCUACCGGCUGUGUGGGGAGCCCCUGCGCCUCUACGACCCCCGCAUCAAUGACACCCACCUGCAGGAGAGCCUCAGCUGGCUGCUGGAAUGCUACACCAGUGGAAAGCACCCCAACCAGGAGGAGUUCCAGGCCCUCAGUCUCCUCUACAACCUGGGUUCAAGCCGUGCCAUUCAGCACACCAUGGAGCUGCCAGAGCGGAUACGCUCCUCCCCUGUCAUGCAUCUGGCCCUAUCAGUGAGCCGGGCCUUCAUGGAACGCAACCCUGUACGACUCCUCCGAUUGGCCCACAGGCUGGACUUCCUGCAGAGCUGUGCCCUGCACCGGCACCUAGAGACCUGUCGCAGGGACCUGCUGCUGAUCUACAGCCACGGACACAGCAGCAAGAACUGCCGCUUCCCCCUCCACAAGCUGGCCCACAUCCUAGCCCUGGACGUCCCCCUCACCAACCAGCUGUGCCAGGCCCAUGGGGUGGAAGUCCAUGGGGACUCAGUGGUCUUCUCCAAGACCUCCUUCACUGAGCCAGAGGCUGGGAAGCUACAGUGUGCACACUUUCAUGAUCUGGUGGACCGGAAGCAGAGGGAUCUCACUGUUGGUAGCAUCAUUCAUGGCUGCACUUGAUAUGACCAGACAUGGACAUUGGAUAAACUGCAGCCUGUCUGCUCCAAGAAGACUGAGAUGCACUUGAUUUUAUAGAUUUGAAAGUUGUUUUCUAAAUAAACUUGUUUUAAUGUGAAUUGUGAAUGUUCCCUUAACAUUGACAGCUGUUACAUUUACACAUAAUGUUGUGUGAUUAUAAAGUUGCUCUUCUGUACAAAUCAAACAUUUCAUUAUGAUAGAUCAGCGAUCAGACAAGAAAUGUAUGUCAUAUAGAGAACCACAUGAAUUGCCAUGUUUUAUAUACUGUAUCUGUAAUUGUUUUUGACUUGUGCUACCUAUGGUUUUAAAAUAAAGAAACUCUUUUUUUGAA